Molecule: messenger RNA, 2993 nt
Organism: Paramecium primaurelia
Lineage: Eukaryota; Ciliophora; Oligohymenophorea; Peniculida; Parameciidae
Source: the annotation of a GenBank genome assembly
AGAAUAUGCAAGCCCAUUUUUAAGAGAAGGAAGCUCUAGCUGACAUCUUUGGUCAUGUAAAAGAUGUAGAUAUACAAAUCUUUGGGGCUAUAUUAGAAAUAUUUCGAAAGGAGUAAGUUUAAGACAGCAUUGGAUAUCUUUCAGAUAACGAGAAUCAAAGCCAAUUAGAAUCAUGUAUCUUACAAAAAGGGGUUGAUAUCACCCAGGCUGAUAAAGAAUAGAAAUUGUCUGUUGUUAGAAAUGAAAUCAAAAAAAUCACAGAAGUCUUAAGAAAAUUAAAAGAUCAUGACUUCAAUAAGAUAGAUUUUUCCUCUGAAGAAAAUGAAGAAUCCACAUAAAGUUUAAUUAAUAGUAUCAAGGAUAAUAGAAUGAUCAUUAAAUUUUUGGAAUAUUUAGUUCAACUCACAUCCAUAGAUGAAACUUUUAUACAAUGUGGGUCAAAUUCAUUACAUAUAUUAGUUUAAAUGAAGGUGGACCUUAGAAAUAAAAGUUUUGAAAAUAUUAAGAUUUAAAAUACAUCUAUUGUAGGAGCUAAUUUUUGUAGAUGUAAUUUAGGUGGAUCCUAAUUAAAAGAUGUCAACAUAAGCGGAAUUAAUCUGAAUGGAGCCUAAUUAUUUAAUUGUAAAUGGAAAGACUUAAGAAUUAAUGAAUUGUUUUUAAUAAAUGGUCAUAGAGAUGAUGUAGCAUCAGUUUGCUUUUCCCCUGAUGGAAACACAUUAGCUUCUGGAGGUGGUAGAGAAUAUGGAAAUGGUGAUUGCUCAAUCUGUCUAUGGGAUGUCAAAACAGGAUAAUAAAAAGCCAAAUUGGAUGGUCAUAGUAGUAAGGUCAACUCAGUCUGUUUCUCUCCUGAUGGAAAUACAUUAGCUUCUGGUAGUUAUGAUAAGUCUAUCCGUCUAUGGGAUGUCAAAACAGGAUAAUAAAAAGCCAAAUUAGAUGGUCAUACUAAUUGUAUAAAGUCAGUCUGUUUCUCUCCUGAUGGAAAUACAUUAGCUUCUGGUAGUAAUGAUAAGUCUAUCCGUCUAUGGGAUGUCAAAACAGGAUAAUAAAAAGCCAAAUUAGAUGGUCAUACUAGUACUGUCUACUCAGUCUGUUUCUCUCCUGAUGGAAAUACAUUAGCUUCUGGUAGUGAUGAUAAGUCUAUCCGUCUAUGGGAUGUCAAAACAGGAUAAUAAAAAGCCAAAUUAGAUGGUCAUACUAGUUGUAUAUUGUCAGUCUGUUUCUCUCCUGAUGGAAAUACAUUAGCUUCUGGUAGUAAUGAUAAGUCUAUCCGUCUAUGGGAUGUCAAAACAGGAUAAUAAAAAGCCAAAUUAGAUGGUCAUACUAGUUGUAUUAACUCAGUCUGUUUCUCUCCUGAUGGAAAUACAUUAGCUUCUGGUAGUGAUGAUAAGUCUAUCCGUCUAUGGGAUGUCAAAACAGGAUAAUAAAAAGCCAAAUUAGAUGGUCAUACUAGUUGUAUUAACUCAGUCUGUUUCUCUCCUGAUGGAAAUACAUUAGCUUCUGGUAGUGAUGAUAAGUCUAUCCGUCUAUGGGAUGUCAAAACAGGAUAAUAAAAAGCCAAAUUAGAUGGUCAUACUAGUUGUAUUAACUCAGUCUGUUUCUCUCCUGAUGGAAAUACAUUAGCUUCUGGUAGUGAUGAUAAGUCUAUCCGUCUAUGGGAUGUCAAAACAGGAUAAUAAAAAGCCAAAUUAGAUGGUCAUACUAGUUGUAUUAACUCAGUCUGUUUCUCUCCUGAUGGAAAUACAUUAGCUUCUGGUAGUGAUGAUAAGUCUAUCCGUCUAUGGGAUGUCAAAACAGGAUAAUAAAAAGCCAAAUUAGAUGGUCAUACUAGUUGUAUUAACUCAGUCUGUUUCUCUCCUGAUGGAAAUACAUUAGCUUCUGGUAGUGAUGAUAAGUCUAUCCGUCUAUGGGAUGUCAAAACAGGAUAAUAAAAAGCCAAAUUAGAUGGUCAUACUAGUUGUAUUAACUCAGUCUGUUUCUCUCCUGAUGGAAAUACAUUAGCUUCUGGUAGUGAUGAUAAGUCUAUCCGUCUAUGGGAUGUCAAAACAGGAUAAUAAAAAGCCAAAUUAGAUGGUCAUAGUGAAUGGGUCUAAUCAGUCUGUUUCUCUCCUGAUGGAAAUACAUUAGCUUCUGGUAGUUAUGAUUACUCUAUCCGUCUAUGGGAUGUCAAAAUAGGAUAAUAAAAAGCCAAAUUAGAUGGUUAUAGUGGAACUGUCUACUCAGUCUGUUUCUCUCCUGAUGGAAAUACAUUAGCUUCUGGUCAUGAUAAGUAUAUCCGUCUAUGGGAUGUAAAGACAGGUUAAGAAAUUAAAUCCUUUGAUAAAAACUAUAAAGAUAUUCUUGCAUAAUUUAUGAUUCCAAUCCAAUGUCAUAAUCAUAUUACCGAAGGUACUAUAUAUUCCCUAUCAUAUUUUAAGCCUCAAAUUACAUCACUACACUACUUAUAUCCCAAGAAAAAAUAUUUUAAGCCAAAGGAGCUUUAAUCCUUAAAGGAGAGUUUAUAAAUUAAUGGGGUAUAGAUUUAAAGACAUUUUUUAAAUAAAAAGGAAGCUGCUUUAUAGAAGAUUUAUAGAAAAAGUGAUUUUGAUCAUUAUCAAACAAACAAUUAUAUUUCCAAUCAAUCUCUUCUAUUUAGUUUUAAUUCUGUCUUUAUUAGUAUCACUCCUAACCCAUAAAGCUAGGUAAGUUUUUAUUCUUUAAAGUUUUUUUUAAUGUAUACACCACAUUUAUCUAAAUAUUAUAAAAGUACACGAUCAGUUUAGUGCAGGGAUUAUUUAAUUUAUUAUCACAUAAAUGUUAUCAAUUUACAUUUAUUUAGAUUUAAUUAUAAACGAUACUUCUUUUAAUAAAUAAUCUAAACAAAGAACCGAUUGCUAAAUGAAGAGUUUAAAAUAAAGAUCAGAUUAGUCUUAACAAAUAAUUUAUAAUUUAGUAAUGUUAGUUUAGAAAUAGCAAAAGAUAUUUUUUAUAACAAAAGAUACUUCAAAGAAUAUUGA